GGAAUUUGUCGCAGUAAUUUAAAGUAUCAAUUAUACUGAAUUGAGCGAUGUUGUAUCUUCUUCCUGGUAUUGUCAAACUCUUCCUGGUGCUUUCUAUAUUUGAGUGUACGGAAGAUGAAUACUGCCUAAAGCGGAAAUGUCAACAUUACAAGACUUGAAGAUUCGCAUCGUUGCUGUGAUUGGUUCAGAAAAGAAUGGAUGCACUGGAAAUGAUUUGAUUCGGAUAUAUAAGGAUAUAUAUGGCAAAGAUUUGCAUCCAAAUGAAUAUGGCUUUAAGGAUCUGAAUUCUCUUCUUGUUUCAUCAACUAUGCAAGGGGAAGGUGGAAUUAUAUAUAAAAAUGGGCGAUAUUUCGCAGCUGGUGAUAAAAAUACUAUAAAAAUGCUGGAUCUUGUUCGUCAUACAAGAUCUCGAAAUUCUAAAGCACGGCGAAAAUUUAAUGCUGUGACAUCUGUUAAAGGAGGAUCCAGUUCGGUGAGUACACCAACUCAUUUUCACUCUAUUAAAGCUGAAAAUAUGAAAUUGCCUGAAAGGUCUCAGAUGGUGAAAGAAGCUAUUGCCAUAAAACAAGUAACAACACAACCUCAACCAAAUUCGGACAAGGUUUCAAAUAUUGGGCAACAAACGAAUCCUAAAGCAAAAUUUUGUGCAAGGCGUAUGGGACCGUCCCAUGUAUUUGAAAACCAGCAAUCACAACUUAUUUCACCUAUGCGAACUUCAGACAAUAAUCAAUCUUUACCCAUUCAACGAAAUUACAAUCAUGAUGACCAUGCCGUCGCGUCAGUUUCAGAAACCCAACGACUACCACAACCAAAUAUGAUUGGAAAAAAUGGAAGGAUGAUGUUUCAAAAGGGUAGAAAACGAUUAGUAAAAAUUAUUGAGCAGCAUGGCGGUCAAAUGAAUUUUUCUGAACUGAGCAAUUCAUACCUGCACUUUUUUGGUGUUCCACUUAACAGUGCUGAGAUCUGCCGUUUAUUUAAUGCCAAUGAAAAAGAAAUUCACGAUCUCUAUAUGUUUCUCAAAAGUUAUUUAUAUAACUAUGUUGUGGUGACAAAACAUGCAGAUGAUCUUUUGCUUACGGUCAUUGACGACGAGGAUGAUAUUGAUGAAUUCGAAAAACUCAGUAUUAUCGAUACAAUGACUCAAAAUUCAGUGCUACCUACGGAUCAACCUAUCAAUCCUAUUACUUUUACGUCAGCAAAAACUGAAGCUACUGCUAUUAGUUGCCCUCUGGAUUUACAACCUUCUGUGCUAGCUGCGGGUGAUCGACAUGAAUACCGUGAAGGAUCAGCAUUGGCUUCAGCGAUAAGGUCGAGAGAUGAUUAUUUGCCAUAUAAGGUUUUAGCUGAUAAAGUGCUCUCUUUUGUCCGAGCGAAAGGUUCUUUCAAGGUCUCUGAUUUACCGAAGAUUUUUUAUGAAGAGGAUGGCCGACACAUUGAUCCUAAGAAUUAUCCGGAAGGCACAUGGGAGAAUAUCAUACGAAAAUCACUUUUAGUCAGUAGACAUUCAGAACUCACGCUUCAAGAUGGUGUGCUCGUUCUCCGAAAAGACUUCCAGAAGUCAGCUUUCCCAUUUGCUAACUCACCGAAUAAUUUGACAAAUACUCAAAAUGAAAACGAACGGUCGAUACCUCUAAAUUCUAAUGAUAGCAAUGUACCAGCAGCUAUAAUCUAUGAUCUGUUGGUGGAAGCAGGAAGACCUCUACAUCAAAAAGAAUUACUCGAAAAACUGUGUGCAAGAGGCAUCGAAGUGAACGUUUGUCAGCUUACUGUUAGGCUGAUAACGAAAUUCAAAGAUGUCUUUUGUUGCAAAUUUGAUGUGGCAGGAUUUUUGAUAUCGUUAGCACGUAAUGCCAAAAGACCUGAGGAACCAACCGUAUCGUCUUGUUUACCAUUGUUUACCGAAUCAGUCAAGAUAGACACUCAUGUUAUGUCGGAUUAUUGUUCAACUACCGAAUCAGCCGGCAAUAUUUUCAAACCAAUUUUAUUGGUAAAUAUUGUACUGAUUGACGAACCACCUAACAAGUUUCGAAUUCAGGCAUCUUUUAGACUCCGUUCUUUCGAACGCGCAUAUAUUUCAUUCGAAAAGAAGAUGUGCCUUCAUUAUCUAUAUUAUGGUCAGGAAAAGGAUUAUUGGGUAGAGAAACCCAUAAAAAAUUGUAAUUAUGCUUUCCACGAUACCAAAGAUAAUCAAGUUUAUCGAGUUCAAUGCAUAGGUAGUGAUAUUCAUGAUGGCGUUGUGCCCGUUUAUUUCAUUGAUCAGAUGCGCUAUCAGGAUGCACCAGUUAGCCAACUUAGAAAGCUAACACGUGAUUAUACAAGGCCAUCAUACGGUGUGAUAGCAAAAACUGCACCAUUUAUGGUUGUACCUGGAAAAGAGAAUGAAUUCGAUGAAUAUUUCACUGUGGUUUGUUCAAAGCUUCUUGGAAAUGCCACGCAGGAUAUCCAGGCCGACGUGGUUUCUGAGCCAUCAAAAAAUCUGUUCGAACUGAAGCAACUAUAUAGCGAGACACGCGAUUUAAAUGUACCGGCAACAUUUGUGCGACAAAAAUUGAUUCAGAUGUUCUCUUCGAGUAUUUAACUAAGGAUAUGGUUAUUGAUAAUGAUAUAUAAUAGAAGUAAUUAUAAUUUUUAAAAAUCUGCAUACGAAUAGUAUUACAGCAGUUACUAAAAGUGUUUGGAAACAAUAAAAGUAGAGUUAAAUAACUUGGAGUGGCAAUCAGAUGUCUUAUCAAAUCGAUUUAAGAAUUGCA
Loa loa (African eye worm) is the source of this 2750-nucleotide messenger RNA. RefSeq lists its product as hypothetical. NCBI's taxonomy places the organism in Eukaryota, Metazoa, Nematoda, Chromadorea, Rhabditida, Onchocercidae. The record is from RefSeq and is a predicted model, not a curated record. The transcript is spliced from 20 exons. Bases 137 to 2578 code for a protein of 813 amino acids.